CGCGAAAGCUGCGGGGCGACCGGGACACGUSUUGCUUCGCGCUUCCCUCUAUACACGCGACUAGUCGAUAUUAUAUUAUUUUAACUUAAAAUCACUAUUUUUUUCAUACUCGAUCGUCAUUAUUUUAAUGAUAAUAUUAUCUUUAUCUUGUGCUUUCACAUUUUAAACACAUUGUCAUACGCGCUGGAGCAUUCGUUUUUUAGUGUCACGUAUUGUCGUUUAAACAAAAAUAGAAUUUUCUGAAAAAUUACGUCUGUCCRAGGGGUGAUAAUAUUGUGCAAGUAGUGAAGCGCUGCACCGCGCGCCGUCAACACGACCAAUCGGCAGCGAGUGCGAUGGCGGCGGUGCAGCUGGCGUUCGAAGACCGCACGUUUUGACUUUGCAGAGUCCACCUGUUGCCGUCACUGUAUCGGAUAUUGACAGAAGCAGGAGUGGUGGUCAAAUCGCCCACACCAUCAUGUCAUCGCACAGCAGUUCCAUGCGUACGUUCCGAAGUUCCGAUUCAGCCAGCGAGAUUGGAUCAUCCGAGACGUCGUUUUCCGAACAGUCUCAACCGUACUUCGCGCUUUGUUCACCUCGGUCCAAGUCGUCCGUUAACGUGUCUAACAGUGAAGACGUUGCUGUCGCGGCGUGUUCGGGUAAUUCGGUCAGCGGGUCUUGUUCUAUAUCAUCCGGUAUAAACCAUUCUAACAACAACAACAACAACAACAACAACAGUAAUAACAAUAACUUCAAGCAGUCGGCCGCACAGCAACCGUCAGCGGUCGGGUACCACCAUCAGCCAUGCCGGCGCUCGUCCAGCGCCAAGGCGGCCAACAAGCCUCGGCCCAUCGUCCGCCGGGACUUGGGACACGUCAACUCGUUUCCGGACGCGCAUCAAAACAUGCAUCAUAAGACGCCACCGGGCGGCGGUUCGUCGUCCACUUCAUAUUACACGCCUCCAAGGAGUCCGUCGCUGAGCGUGACCACGCCGACCGAUGGGCCACCACGCCGUAGCCCCACAACCCCGUCGUCCAGUGCAGUGUUUAAAUUCCCGUCGUCCGCGGGUUCCGGGACCACCGCCUCUUCGUCGUCCGGUGGCUCAGCUGUUGUCCACCAUUACGGGCGCAGUGGCGGAACCAACCCAAACACACCGAGGACGCUACCCAGGAGUCCGUCCACCGGUAGCGCCGCUACUUCCACGUCGUAUAACACCAACAGUGACAGCGCGUGUAACACUCACAGGUCUGCGUCUGAUUUGACUGAGUGUACUGAGGAGGAUCUAUCCACUAUGCCUACUUCGGUUUCUAGAUCAUCAUCACCUAGAGGCCGAGGUCUAGCUUAUCUAGCGUCACGUCGAAGUAGUCGUGAUUCUCAAUUUUCCAAUGAAGAAUUAGCACCACUUAACUUUAAUGCCACAGCUCGUGGGAGGCAAAGAAGAACCUCCAAUUUCUUGGAACUUCCAGUUCCGGAUCACGUAAGGCCCCGUGUUUGCAGUCUUCCAGAAAAACCAUACAAUCCAAGGUCUGGGGACGAGUUGUAUAGACUUCGUACUUUUAGUAUAACUAAUAAAGGUGGAGUGGUGAAUUGUGGAGAUAGUAUUAUAAACAGAAGAUCCAGAAGUAAUACUAGCGUCAAUUCAACAACUAGCAAACAUAGUCCCAGUAACCUAAGCGGGAUAUCACCUUUUGAUGGUUCGUGUUGUGGUGGAAAUAGCAGCUAUAAUGAUCUAAGCUCUGGAGAGUCUAGCGUUGCCGAAGAGAUACCCAAGUACAGGGUGGUACUUCUUGGCGAAUCUGGUGUCGGCAAAACGGCAUUGGUUUCGCAGUUUAUGACAUCUGAAUACAUGAAUACGUACGACGCAUCCUUAGAUGACGAGUUUGGUGAAAAAACAGUUUCCAUUCUACUGGAUGGCGAAGAGUCUGAAAUGGUGUUCAUUGAUCACCCUAGCAUCGAAAUGUCGGUAGAAAAUUCAAUCGCAACAUACGAACCACAUGCUUGCAUUGUGGUUUACUCAGUAGUGUCUAAAGCAUCGUUCAAAGUAGCCAAAGAAAUUUUAAACUAUCUGUGGCAAGAGAACUAUACUCGUGAAAAGACGGUCAUUGUAGUCGGCAACAARGCGGACUUGAUGAGAGCAAGAUGUAUUACUACUGAAGAGGGAAAACAAUUGGCAUGCUCGCGGGAAUGUAAAUUCAUUGAAACUUCGAGUGGUAUUCAACACAACGUGGACGAGCUGUUGGUCGGUGUGCUGAAACAAAUUCGUCUGCGCGAGACUAGAGACAAAAAGAAACAAAUCCAACGAAAAACGGCCAUACACGGAUCGAAAACUUCACUAUCAUUGCAUAUCGCAAAGGAAAUAUUACAAAAAAUGUGCUUACUCGAUUCCAAGUCGAAGUCUUGCGGAAACCUUCACGUACUCUAAGUCGAAUAAUAUAACUAUAAAUUUAACGAAUCGAUGUAUUCUGUACUACUAUUUUUAAUUACUAAUGCUCGUAUACUACACUAUAUGGUAUAUGCACAUUAUAUAUAUUUAUAUUAUAUAAUUACUUGUAUUAAAAAACGCGCCUGAAACAAUCCUUUAUACCUAUACUUUGUACUUACUUCUUUACAGGGACGAGUGGGUGAGACACUACACCGCGGUUCAUUAACCAUGUGAUAUUUGUAAGAGAUACCUAUCGCGAUUGAUGAUUUAAACCGACUUUAUACAGGGCGUCGGUCUAUUUUUKAGUGACUGGCAAAAGGCUUUUGCUGUAAAACUAUUUAUCACUAUUCUUCGGUAUAUUCCUAUACAUUCGUAUUUUUGUAUUUUCGCGAUCUUACUGGAACAAAUACGCAAAUGUUUCUAUAAUACGCUUCCAGGGCCAUGUAAUCAUAAUAUAUAAAGGUUGGAUGAGGGACAUUUCCCUCGCCCUUCUCCAUUGACUGUUCUAUUUUUUCCUGUGAUAUAAUAUUAUAAACAUUAAACAUUUCAAUCCUAGUUUUUAUCGAUCAUUUGCCAGAUAAUAAUAAAAUAAUAUCAUAUCAUCAUACAA
Molecule: messenger RNA, 3011 nt
Organism: Diuraphis noxia (Russian wheat aphid)
Lineage: Eukaryota; Metazoa; Arthropoda; Insecta; Hemiptera; Aphididae
Gene: Rgk2
Product: Rad, Gem/Kir family member 2
Cellular component (GO): plasma membrane
Molecular function (GO): calcium channel regulator activity; GTP binding; GTPase activity
Source: RefSeq, a predicted model, not a curated record